UUGGUAGGAAUUUAGAGUGGGGCUACAUGAGACGUUUCUUCGGUUCGGUCUUGUCUCGAUCACUUUUCUUUCUGAAACCAAUAGUCCGGUAAACGGGCUUGCAAUUUACCAAAAUGGCUCUUCAAUCCUUACGUUUGGCUCCUUCGAUCGCAAGACAAUUGUCGAAUACUACGGUUCAGGUCAAAUGGCGUCUUGCUAUACCCUCUUCCAAAUUCCAUGUAUCUAGUAGUCGGCGCUCUGCUGAAAUUUCUUCUAUUUUGGAAGAACGUAUUCUUGGCUCAGCCGCUAAGGCUAAUCUUGAGGAAACUGGAAGAGUGCUUAGCAUUGGUGAUGGUAUUGCCCGUGUUUAUGGUUUAAAAAAUAUUCAAGCAGAUGAGAUGGUGGAAUUUAGUUCAGGAUUAAAAGGCAUGGCUUUGAACUUAGAGCCUGAUAAUGUUGGUGUUGUCGUCUUUGGCAAUGAUAGACACAUUAAGGAAGGUGACAUUGUCAAACGUACUGGAGCUAUUGUUGAUGUUCCAGUUGGAGAAGAAUUGCUGGGACGUGUUGUAGAUGCAUUAGGUAAUCCUAUAGAUGGUAAAGGACCACUUAAUAGUAAAUUGAGAUUCCGUAUUGGUACCAAAGCACCUGGCAUCAUUCCUAGGGUGUCUGUGAGAGAACCUAUGCAGACUGGAAUCAAAGCUGUAGAUUCUUUAGUACCUAUUGGUCGUGGUCAACGUGAAUUAAUCAUUGGAGACAGACAAACUGGAAAAACUGCUCUUGCUAUUGAUACAAUUAUUAAUCAAAAACGAUUUAAUGAUGCUGGAGAUGAGAAGAAAAAGUUGUACUGUAUUUAUGUUGCUAUUGGCCAAAAAAGAUCCACUGUUGCACAAAUAGUAAAACGUUUGACAGACAGUGGUGCUAUUAAUUAUACUAUCAUUGUUUCUGCAACUGCUUCUGAUGCAGCACCUCUUCAGUAUUUGGCUCCAUACUCUGGAUGUGCAAUGGGAGAAUUUUUCAGAGAUAAUGGAAAGCAUGCUUUAAUUAUUUAUGACGAUUUAUCAAAACAAGCUGUUGCUUAUCGACAAAUGUCUUUACUGUUGAGGCGACCACCAGGUCGGGAAGCCUAUCCUGGUGAUGUAUUUUAUCUCCACUCUCGUCUUCUUGAGCGAGCGGCUAAAAUGAAUGAAAGUUUGGGAGGUGGUUCAUUAACAGCUUUGCCUGUUAUCGAGACACAAGCUGGUGAUGUGUCUGCUUAUAUUCCCACAAAUGUUAUUUCUAUUACCGAUGGACAAAUUUUCUUAGAAACGGAAUUGUUCUAUAAGGGUAUUCGUCCUGCGAUUAAUGUAGGUUUAUCAGUAUCUCGUGUCGGUUCUGCUGCUCAGACUAAGGCUAUGAAACAAGUCGCUGGAUCCAUGAAAUUGGAGUUAGCUCAAUAUCGUGAAGUAGCAGCUUUUGCACAAUUUGGUUCCGAUUUGGAUGCUGCAACUCAGCAAUUGCUGAAUCGUGGUGUUAGAUUGACAGAACUUCUGAAACAGGGACAAUAUGUACCCAUGGCUAUUGAAGAACAAGUAGCUGUUAUCUAUUGUGGUGUCCGCGGGUAUCUUGAUAAGAUGGAACCUACUAAAAUCACAGCUUUUGAAAAAGAAUUCCUCGCCCACAUUAGAACCAGUCAACGAGAUCUUUUAAAUACUAUUGCUAAAGACAACACAAUUAGUGAAGCUUCUGAUGCUAAAUUAAAGCAAGUUGUUACUGACUUUCUUGCUUCCUUCUCAGGCUAAAGUGUCAAUAUAAAAUAACUAAUAAUUCUCUGCUAUGCAAGAGCUAUGUGCAAAUAAUAUUCAUUAUCAUAAACAUUUUUAGUGUAUGCUAUUUGCACAUUAUAAAUAUCAUUACGAAGAAUUCCAUAUUUAAACAUUAAAUCACAAUAGUUACAUACACAUUACAUGUUAACUGUUGACAAAAUCGAGAAUAUGAUUUUGGUAAUUAAACAGAUACUUCUCCUGAAAAAUGUUUUAAACAUAGCAGAUGUGGGGAAGUUAAUAAAUGAGUAAUAAAGUUCUAGAAUUUUUUCAAAUCUGUGUCGUUUAUUUCUCUUAUAUAAUUAUAAUGUAUGAUUACAUUUUAUUUUUACAAUAAAUUAUAUUUUUAGCCAACA
Molecule: messenger RNA, 2134 nt
Organism: Bombus pascuorum
Lineage: Eukaryota; Metazoa; Arthropoda; Insecta; Hymenoptera; Apidae
Gene: blw
Product: ATP synthase subunit alpha, mitochondrial
Exons: 8
Coding region: 114-1757 (547 amino acids)
Biological process (GO): proton motive force-driven ATP synthesis; proton transmembrane transport
Molecular function (GO): proton-transporting ATP synthase activity, rotational mechanism; ADP binding; ATP binding
Source: RefSeq, a predicted model, not a curated record